AUGAACUACCUCGUGAAUCAAGGUUAUGCGAUGUACUGGGGGACAGCGCGCUGGACGCCAUCCGAGAUAAUGGACGCAUACUCUAAGUGCCGUGCUUUCAAUUGUUGCACGCCAGUUGUGGAGCAAACUGAAUACCAUAUGUUCUGCCGCGACAAGGCCGAACUAUACAUGCCCGAGCUGUACCAUAAAAUUGGAGUGGGCACUAUGGUGUGGUCUGCACUCACCACCGACAAGGGUUUGAGUCACGAGGAGUUGUCAGGACUAUUUGCCAAGUCUCGGUUUAACCGCAAAUACAGCACCUUUAGCUGGUGGGAAGAAGAACCGGUUGGCACUGAUAAACCUGAAAACAAGGAAUCUUCAACAUUACGUAGUUACAAGGACAAGCUGCAAGCUUUAUCAGACCUAGCAAACGCCUUAAACUGUUCUAUACGGCAAUUAUCUUUGGCUUGGUCUCUAAAAAAUGAAAACGUAAACUGUUUACUUCUCGGAGCUACCAGUGUUGAGCAAUUCAAAGAGAAUAUACAUGCUCUGCAGAUCGUACCCCAAUUGUCUCCUGCCGUGAUAGUCGAUAUCGAGAGAAUUCUCGCGAACAAACCUCAGCGCCCACCGAUGAUUUCCACAUUGGCCAUGAGAAACCAACAGAAUGCUAAACCAGAUGCUGAUGAUGAUGCGGAGACAUCAAAAGAAGAGGACGUAGAAGCCAACGUGGCGAGCCCCGAGAAGGAGGCUGACUUAAAGGGUUGUUCGGUUCAAUGA
This is a messenger RNA of Pieris macdunnoughi, 756 nucleotides long. The record is from the annotation of a GenBank genome assembly. NCBI's taxonomy places the organism in Eukaryota, Metazoa, Arthropoda, Insecta, Lepidoptera, Pieridae.